This is a messenger RNA of Zootoca vivipara (common lizard), 2754 nucleotides long. Its product is annotated as transducin-like enhancer protein 4. The record is from RefSeq and is a predicted model, not a curated record. Gene Ontology annotation, biological process: regulation of DNA-templated transcription; negative regulation of canonical Wnt signaling pathway. Lineage: Eukaryota; Metazoa; Chordata; Lepidosauria; Squamata; Lacertidae. Gene Ontology annotation, cellular component: transcription regulator complex; nucleus. Gene Ontology annotation, molecular function: protein binding; transcription corepressor activity.
CUCCUCCUCCUCCAUCAUCUCCUUUGCAUCGCUGCAAUUAAAAUCAAUGAACCGAGUUUUCUUUCUGGCCCAGAGCACCCACUAAAUCGGUUUGGAUGAUUCGCGAUCUGAGCAAGAUGUACCCUCAAAGCAGACACCCGGCACCGCAUCAGCCUGCUCAACCCUUCAAAUUCACCAUUUCCGAAUCCUGUGAUCGGAUUAAGGAGGAGUUUCAGUUUUUACAGGCUCAGUACCACAGUUUAAAGCUAGAAUGUGAAAAACUGGCCAGUGAAAAGACAGAGAUGCAGCGACAUUAUGUCAUGUAUUAUGAAAUGUCCUACGGGUUGAACAUAGAAAUGCAUAAACAGGCAGAAAUUGUCAAGAGGCUGAAUGCCAUAUGUGCCCAGGUCAUUCCUUUCUUAUCCCAGGAGCACCAGCAACAAGUGGUGCAGGCUGUGGAACGUGCCAAGCAAGUGACCAUGGCAGAACUGAACGCAAUCAUUGGGCAGCAGCAACUCCAGGCCCAGCAUUUGUCGCAUGGACAUGGUCUCCCAGUGCCUCUCACUCCGCACCCUUCAGGAUUGCAACCACCGGCCAUCCCACCCAUUGGCAGCAGCGCUGGUCUUUUAGCCUUGUCGAGUGCCCUUGGGGGCCAGUCCCAUCUCCCGAUCAAAGAUGAAAAGAAGCAUCAUGAUAACGACCACCAAAGAGAUAGAGACUCCAUAAAGAGCUCAUCUGUGUCUCCAUCAGCCAGUUUCAGAGCCUCUGAGAAGCACAGAAACUCAACAGACUACUCCUCUGAAAGCAAAAAACAGAAAACAGAAGAAAAAGAAAUAGCAACUCGCUAUGACAGUGAUGGUGAAAAGAGUGACGACAACUUAGUGGUCGAUGUUUCCAAUGAGGAUCCUUCAUCGCCACGAGGAAGCCCAGCACAUUCUCCAAGGGAAAAUGGCUUAGACAAGACCCGUCUACUCAAGAAAGAUGCGCCAAUUAGCCCAGCCUCAAUAGCAUCUUCCAGCAGCACUCCUUCCUCCAAAUCCAAAGAACUUAGCCUUAAUGAGAAGUCCACCACCCCUGUGUCUAAAUCGAGUACCCCCACUCCACGGUCUGACGCUCCAACUCCCGGCAGUAAUUCUACACCAGGAUUGAGGCCUGUGCCUGGGAAGCCACCAGGAGUUGACCCAUUAGCUUCAGGCCUGAGAACGCCCAUGGCAGUACCUUGCCCUUACCCUGCCCCAUUUGGAAUAGUGCCCCACUCUGGGAUGAAUGGGGAGCUGACCAGCCCUGGUGCUGCCUAUGCAGGUCUCCAUAACAUCUCUCCUCAAAUGAGUGCAGCAGCAGCUGCCGCUGCUGCCGCCGCAGCAUAUGGGAGAUCUCCAGUGGUUGGUUUUGAUCCACAUCAUCAUAUGCGAGUCCCAGGCAUCCCUCCCAAUCUGACAGGCAUCCCAGGAGGAAAACCGGCAUACUCAUUUCAUGUAAGUGCAGAUGGCCAAAUGCAGCCGGUGCCUUUUCCUCCUGAUGCCCUCAUUGGGCCAGGAAUCCCGCGUCAUGCUCGGCAGAUUAACACCCUGAACCACGGGGAAGUGGUAUGUGCAGUUACUAUCAGCAACCCCACAAGGCAUGUGUACACUGGUGGGAAAGGAUGUGUCAAGGUCUGGGAUAUCAGUCAUCCCGGGAACAAGAGCCCUGUCUCUCAGCUGGAUUGCCUGAACAGAGAUAACUACAUCCGCUCCUGCAGAUUGCUCCCCGACGGCCGCACCCUGAUUGUCGGCGGGGAAGCCAGCACGCUAUCCAUUUGGGACCUGGCAGCUCCAACUCCGCGUAUCAAAGCAGAGCUGACGUCCUCGGCUCCUGCCUGCUAUGCUCUGGCAAUCAGCCCUGAUUCCAAGGUCUGCUUCUCCUGCUGUAGCGAUGGGAAUAUUGCAGUCUGGGAUCUGCACAAUCAAACUCUGGUCAGGCAAUUCCAGGGCCACACAGACGGAGCCAGUUGUAUUGAUAUUUCAAAUGAUGGCACUAAGCUCUGGACAGGAGGCCUGGACAAUACAGUGAGAUCCUGGGACCUAAGAGAAGGCAGGCAGCUACAGCAGCAUGACUUCACAUCACAGAUCUUCUCACUGGGUUAUUGCCCAACUGGAGAAUGGUUGGCAGUAGGAAUGGAGAACAGCAAUGUUGAAGUGCUGCAUGUCACAAAACCAGACAAGUAUCAACUACAUCUUCAUGAGAGUUGUGUGUUAUCCCUGAAGUUCGCUCACUGCGGCAAAUGGUUUGUAAGCACUGGAAAAGACAACCUUCUGAAUGCUUGGAGAACACCUUAUGGAGCCAGCAUAUUCCAGUCCAAAGAGUCAUCUUCUGUGCUCAGCUGUGAUAUCUCUGUGGAUGACAAAUACAUUGUUACCGGUUCUGGGGACAAGAAGGCUACAGUCUAUGAAGUUAUUUAUUAGAGACAAAUCUGAAUGAAAACUGUACUCCUCCUUGUAGCACUUUGCUGUAUAUUUUUCUUCUCUCUUUUUCUCUUUCCUUCCCAAAGUGAGGACGGAAACCGUUCAUCACAAUUGUGGACUUUCCCCCACCAGACUUGCUAUUUAAUAUCAGGCAUCCAUUAAGGACUUGUAAUACCAAAUCUCCAGCUAUCUACUCGGAAGAAGAUGAAAUAAGCAUACCUAACAGGGAACUGACUCUUUCAAUUAUGUAUCAUAGCUGUAAUGUAUUUAUUUUGUUUAAAGAAAAUCUUUUUAACAAGGAACUGACUAAAUAAAGUAGUCUGCUUCUGCCUUG